AUGAGAGACUACAAACUCGUCGUACUGGGCGCCGGUGGUGUAGGCAAAUCAUGUUUGACCGUUCAGUUUGUUCAAGGAGUUUAUCUAGACACAUAUGAUCCGACAAUUGAAGAUUCCUAUCGAAAGACGAUCGAUAUCGACAAUAAAAUCUUCGAUCUAGAGAUUUUAGACACAGCUGGUGUUGCACAAUUUACCGCCAUGAGAGAACUAUACAUCAAAUCAGGUAUGGGUUUUUUAUUGGUGUACUCUGUUACUGAUCGUCAAUCCCUAGACGAGCUCAUGGAACUCAGGGAGCAAGUACUAAGGAUAAAAGAUAUGGAUCGUGUUCCUAUGGUCUUGGCAGGAAACAAAGCAGAUUUGAAUGACGAAAGAAAAAUAAGUGUCGAGGAAGGCAUCGAAGUUAGUAGUAAAUGGGGAAAAGUACCAUUUUAUGAAACUAGUGCCCUACAAAGAAGUAACGUGGAUGAGGUGUUCGUCGAUUUGGUAAGACAAAUUACAAGGAACGAAAUGCAGAGCGUGGGUGGACAAGAUAAAUCUAAAUCCAAAUCUUCUCUUUCGAAUGGGUAUGUACAAGAUGGAAAUAAGGAAGCAGAGACACCAAAAACUAGUAAUAAUAGGGGAAAAAAUCUUGUGAAUUCGCCCACUGUAGAUGACAGCAGCCGAAAGGGCAAGAGUAAAGUCAAAAAUAAAAAGAAGAAAGGCCCAUGUAGUAUCCUAUAG
Zygotorulaspora mrakii is the source of this 720-nucleotide messenger RNA. It is a transcript of the gene RSR1, whose product is annotated as Ras family GTPase RSR1. Gene Ontology annotation, cellular component: plasma membrane. Gene Ontology annotation, molecular function: GTPase activity; GTP binding; GDP binding. The transcript has a single exon. Bases 1 to 720 code for a protein of 239 amino acids. Gene Ontology annotation, biological process: signal transduction. NCBI's taxonomy places the organism in Eukaryota, Fungi, Ascomycota, Saccharomycetes, Saccharomycetales, Saccharomycetaceae. The record is from RefSeq and is a predicted model, not a curated record.